Molecule: messenger RNA, 5865 nt
Organism: Equus quagga
Lineage: Eukaryota; Metazoa; Chordata; Mammalia; Perissodactyla; Equidae
Gene: CHD5
Product: chromodomain helicase DNA binding protein 5
Exons: 41
Coding region: 1-5865 (1954 amino acids)
Biological process (GO): negative regulation of transcription by RNA polymerase II; chromatin remodeling
Cellular component (GO): nucleus; chromatin; NuRD complex
Molecular function (GO): DNA binding; ATP hydrolysis activity; ATP-dependent chromatin remodeler activity
Source: RefSeq, a predicted model, not a curated record
AUGCGGGGCCCGCUGGGCACCGAGGAGGAGCUGCCGCGGCUGUUCGCGGACGAGAUGGAGAACGAGGACGAGAUGUCAGAAGAAGAAGAUGGUGGCCUCGAAGCCUUCGAUGAUUUUUUCCCUGAGGAGCCCGUGAGCCUUCCCAAGAAGAAGAAAUCCAAGAAGCUCAAGGAGAACAGGUCUAAAGGGAAGCGGAAGAAGAAAGAGGGGAGCAAUGAUGAACUAUCGGAAAAUGAAGAGGAUCUGGAAGAGAAGUCAGAGAGCGAGGGCAGUGACUACUCCCCUAAUAAAAAGAAGAAGAAAAAACUCAAGGACAAGAAGGAGAAAAAAGCCAAGAGAAAAAAGAAGGAUGAUGAUGAGGAUGAUAAUGACGACGGAUGCCUGAAGGAGCCUAAGUCCUCUGGACAGCUCAUGGCUGAGUGGGGCCUGGAUGACGUGGACUACCUGUUUUCAGAGGCUGACUACCACACGCUGACCAACUACAAGGCCUUCAGCCAGUUUCUCAGGCCGCUCAUCGCCAAGAAGAACCCGAAGAUCCCCAUGUCCAAAAUGAUGACCGUCCUGGGUGCCAAGUGGCGGGAGUUCAGCGCCAAUAACCCCUUCAAGGGAAGCUCGGCGGCAGCAGCUGCAGCGGCAGUGGCUGCAGCUGUGGAGACUGUCACCAUCGCCCCUCCGCUGGCCAUCAGCCCCCAGCAGCCACCCCAACCUGUGCCCAUCCGCAAGGCCAAGACCAAGGAGGGCAAGGGGCCAGGAGUGAGGAAGAAGAUCAAAGGCUCCAAGGACGCAAAGAAGAAGGGCAAAGGGAAGAAGGUGCCUGGGCUCAAGUUCCGCUUCGGAGGGGUCGGCCCCAAGAGGAAGAGAGGCUCCUCGAGCGAGGAGGAUGAGCGGGAGGAAUCGGACUUCGACAGCGCCAGCAUCCACAGCUCCUCCGUGCGCUCGGAGUGCUCUGCAGCCCUGGGGAAGAAGAGCAAGAGGAGGCGCAAGAAAAAGAGGAUUGAUGAUGGUGAUGGCUAUGAGACAGACCACCAGGACUACUGUGAGGUGUGCCAGCAGGGCGGCGAGAUCAUCCUGUGCGACACCUGCCCACGGGCCUACCACCUCGUCUGCCUCGACCCAGAGCUGGAGAAGGCUCCCGAGGGCAAGUGGAGCUGUCCCCACUGUGAGAAGGAGGGGAUCCAGUGGGAGCCGAAGGACGAGGAGGAGGAGGAGGAAGAGGGCGGCUGCGAGGAGGAGGAAGACGACCACAUGGAGUUCUGCCGCGUGUGCAAGGAUGGCGGCGAGCUGCUCUGCUGCGACGCCUGCCCCUCCUCCUACCACCUGCACUGCCUCAACCCGCCGCUGCCCGAGAUCCCAAACGGUGAAUGGCUGUGCCCGCGCUGUACUUGUCCCCCACUGAAGGGCAAAGUCCAGCGGAUCCUACACUGGAGGUGGACGGAGCCCCCAGCCCCCUUCAUGGUGGGGCUACCAGGGCCCGAUGUGGAACCUGGCAUCCCACCCCCCAAGCCCCUGGAGGGCAUCCCAGAGAGAGAGUUCUUUGUCAAGUGGGCUGGGCUCUCCUACUGGCACUGCUCCUGGGUGAAGGAGCUACAGCUGGAGCUGUACCACACGGUGAUGUACCGCAACUACCAAAGAAAGAACGACAUGGACGAGCCGCCGCCCUUUGACUAUGGCUCUGGCGAUGAGGACGGCAAGAGUGAGAAGAGGAAGAACAAGGACCCCCUCUAUGCCAAGAUGGAGGAGCGCUUCUACCGCUACAGCAUCAAGCCGGAGUGGAUGAUGAUCCACCGCAUCCUGAACCACAGCUUCGACAAAAAGGGGGAUGUGCACUACCUGAUCAAGUGGAAAGACCUGCCCUACGACCAGUGCACCUGGGAGAUCGACGACAUCGACAUCCCCUACUACGACAACCUGAAGCAGGCCUACUGGGGCCACAGGGAGCUGAUGCUGGGAGAGGACGCCAGACUGCCCAAGAGGCUGGUCAAGAAGGGCAAGAAGCUGAAGGACGACAAACAGGAGAAGCCACCGGACACGCCCAUUGUGGAUCCCACGGUCAAGUUUGAUAAGCAGCCGUGGUACAUCGACUCCACGGGCGGCACGCUGCACCCGUACCAGCUGGAGGGCCUCAACUGGCUGCGCUUCUCCUGGGCCCAGGGCACUGACACCAUCCUGGCUGAUGAGAUGGGUCUGGGCAAGACGGUGCAGACCAUCGUCUUCCUCUACUCCCUGUACAAGGAGGGGCACUCCAAGGGGCCCUACCUGGUCAGCGCGCCCCUGUCCACCAUCAUCAACUGGGAACGUGAGUUUGAGAUGUGGGCGCCUGACUUCUAUGUGGUCACCUACACGGGGGACAAGGAGAGCCGUUCCGUUAUCCGGGAGAAUGAGUUCUCCUUUGAGGACAACGCCAUUCGGAGCGGGAAGAAGGUGUUCCGCAUGAAGAAAGAAGUGCAGAUCAAAUUCCAUGUCCUGCUCACCUCCUACGAGCUCAUCACCAUCGACCAGGCCAUCCUGGGCUCCAUCGAGUGGGCCUGCCUCGUGGUGGACGAGGCCCACCGGCUCAAGAACAACCAGUCCAAGUUCUUCAGGGUCUUGAACAGCUACAAGAUCGAUUACAAGCUGCUGCUGACGGGGACCCCCCUUCAGAACAACCUGGAGGAGCUGUUCCAUCUCCUCAACUUCCUGACUCCAGAGAGGUUCAACAACCUAGAGGGCUUCCUGGAGGAGUUUGCCGACAUCUCCAAAGAAGACCAGAUCAAGAAGCUGCAUGAUCUGCUGGGGCCGCACAUGCUGAGGCGGCUCAAGGCUGACGUCUUCAAGAACAUGCCGGCCAAGACCGAGCUGAUCGUCCGCGUGGAGCUGAGCCAGAUGCAGAAGAAGUACUACAAGUUCAUCCUCACACGGAACUUCGAGGCGCUCAACUCCAAGGGGGGCGGGAACCAGGUGUCGCUGCUCAACAUCAUGAUGGACCUGAAGAAGUGCUGCAACCACCCCUACCUCUUCCCCGUGGCUGCCGUGGAGGCCCCUGUCUUGCCCAAUGGCUCCUAUGAUGGUAGCUCCCUGGUCAAGUCUUCAGGGAAGCUCAUGCUGCUGCAGAAGAUGCUCAAGAAACUGCGGGACGAAGGGCAUCGUGUGCUCAUCUUCUCCCAGAUGACCAAGAUGCUUGACCUCCUAGAGGAUUUCCUGGAGUAUGAGGGCUACAAGUAUGAGCGGAUUGAUGGCGGCAUCACCGGGGGCCUCCGGCAAGAGGCGAUCGACAGAUUCAAUGCCCCUGGGGCCCAGCAGUUCUGCUUCCUCCUCUCGACCCGGGCCGGUGGCCUGGGCAUCAAUCUGGCCACAGCAGACACCGUCAUCAUCUACGACUCGGACUGGAAUCCACACAAUGACAUCCAGGCCUUCAGCCGCGCCCACCGCAUUGGGCAGAACAAGAAGGUGAUGAUCUACCGCUUUGUGACGCGGGCGUCGGUGGAGGAGCGCAUCACGCAGGUGGCCAAGCGCAAGAUGAUGCUCACCCACCUGGUGGUGCGGCCCGGCCUCGGCUCCAAGUCGGGCUCCAUGACCAAGCAGGAGUUGGACGACAUCCUCAAGUUUGGCACAGAGGAGCUCUUCAAGGACGAUGUGGAGGGCAUGAUGUCUCAGGGUCAGAGGCCUGUCACACCCAUCCCUGAUGUCCAGCCCUCCAAAGGGGGAGCCCUGGCUGCCAGCGCGAAGAAAAAGCAUGGCAGCACCCCACCAGGUGACAACAAGGACGUGGAGGACAGCAGUGUGAUCCACUAUGAUGAUGCAGCCAUCUCCAAGCUGCUGGACCGGAACCAGGAUGCCACAGAUGACACGGAGCUGCAGAACAUGAACGAGUACCUGAGCUCCUUCAAGGUGGCGCAGUACGUGGUGCGCGAGGAGGACGGCGUGGAGGAGGUCGAGCGAGAGAUCAUCAAGCAGGAGGAGAAUGUGGACCCUGACUACUGGGAGAAGCUGCUCCGGCACCACUAUGAGCAGCAGCAGGAGGACCUGGCCCGCAACCUGGGCAAGGGCAAGCGCAUCCGCAAGCAGGUCAACUACAAUGACGCCUCCCAGGAGGACCAGGAGUGGCAGGAUGAGCUCUCGGACAACCAGUCUGAAUAUUCCAUCGGCUCCGAGGAUGAGGAUGAGGACUUUGAGGAAAGGCCGGAAGGACAGAGUGGACGGCGACAAUCCAGGAGGCAGUUGAAGAGCGACAGGGACAAGCCCCUGCCACCUCUCCUCGCCCGUGUCGGCGGCAACAUCGAGGUGCUGGGCUUCAACGCCCGACAGCGGAAGGCCUUUCUCAAUGCCAUCAUGCGCUGGGGCAUGCCCCCCCAGGACGCCUUCAACUCCCACUGGCUGGUUCGCGACCUUCGAGGGAAGAGCGAGAAGGAAUUUAGAGCCUAUGUGUCCCUCUUCAUGCGGCACCUGUGUGAGCCGGGGGCUGACGGCGCAGAGACCUUCGCGGACGGCGUGCCCCGCGAGGGCCUCUCGAGACAGCAUGUGCUCACCCGCAUCGGGGUCAUGUCACUAGUUAGGAAGAAGGUCCAGGAGUUCGAGCAUGUCAAUGGGAAGUACAGCACCCCAGACUUGAUCCCUGAGGGGCCCGAGGGCAAGAAGCCCGGCGAGGUCGUCUCCUCGGAUCCCACCACGCCAGUGCCCGCCAGCCCCGCCCACCUGCCACCUGCCUCGCUGGGCCUGCCAGACAAAAUGGAAGCCCAGCUGGGCUACAUGGAUGAGAAGGAGCCAGGGGUACAGAAGCCAAAGAAGCCUCCAGAAAUCCAGGCCCUCCCAACUGCCCUGGACAGAGUGGAGGGCGAGGACAAGCAGGAGAGCUCAGACGGGAAGGAGAGAGCCCAAGAGGAGCGACUGGAGGAGACAGAGAAGGCCCAGCUCUCCCCGGAGCAGCUGCCAAAAGAAGAAGUACUUCCUGAGAAGGAGAAAAUUCUGGACAAGCUGGAACUAAGCUUGAUUCACAGCAGAGGGGAUGGCAGCGAUUUCAGGCCAGAUGACUCCAAAGCGGAAGAGAAGGAGCCCAUUGAAACACAGCAAAAUGGUGACAAAGAGGAAGAUGAGGAGGGGAAGAAGGAGGACAAGAAUGGGAAGUUCAAGUUCAUGUUCAACAUUGCAGAUGGGGGCUUCACAGAGCUGCACACACUGUGGCAGAAUGAGGAACGUGCCGCUGUGUCCUCGGGGAAAAUCUAUGACAUCUGGCACCGGCGCCAUGACUACUGGCUGCUCGCGGGCAUCGUGACGCACGGCUACGCCCGCUGGCAGGACAUCCAGAACGACCCCAGAUACAUGAUCCUCAACGAGCCCUUCAAGUCUGAGAUCCACAAGGGCAACUACCUGGAGAUGAAGAACAAGUUCCUGGCCCGCAGGUUCAAGCUGCUGGAGCAGGCGCUGGUCAUCGAGGAGCAACUCCGGAGGGCUGCGUACCUCAACAUGACCCAGGACCCCAACCACCCAGCCAUGGCCCUCAACGCCCGCCUGGCCGAGGUGGAGUGCCUUGCUGAGAGCCACCAGCACCUGUCUAAGGAGUCCCUUGCCGGGAACAAGCCUGCCAACGCCGUCCUGCACAAGGUCCUGAACCAGCUGGAGGAGCUGCUGAGCGACAUGAAGGCUGAUGUGACUCGCCUGCCCUCCAUGCUGUCCCGCAUCCCCCCGGUGGCUGCCCGCCUCCAGAUGUCGGAGCGCAGCAUCCUGAGCCGCCUGACCAACCGAGCUGGUGACCCCACCAUCCAGCAGGGCGCUUUCGGCUCCUCCCAGAUGUACAACAACAACUUUGGGCCCAACUUCCGGGGCCCUGGACCGGGAGGGAUUGUCAACUACAACCAGAUGCCCCUGGGGCCCUAUGUGACCGACAUCUAG